Vigna angularis (adzuki bean) is the source of this 3878-nucleotide messenger RNA. RefSeq lists its product as uncharacterized. NCBI's taxonomy places the organism in Eukaryota, Viridiplantae, Streptophyta, Magnoliopsida, Fabales, Fabaceae. Bases 236 to 3385 code for a protein of 1049 amino acids. Gene Ontology annotation, molecular function: glycosyltransferase activity. The record is from RefSeq and is a predicted model, not a curated record. The transcript has 14 exons.
AGAAAGACAAAGGAAAGUACAGAGAGAAAGGAAAUUGAGAGAGACAGAGAGAGUGGGUUUCUAAAGUUCAUCCAGUAUCAAAAAUGAUGACAGAAUAACAAGGAUAGUAACACUUCCAAUAUUAAUAAAACCAAUGCCUACACUUCAAUUCUCACUCCUCAUUUCCAAAUCGCAAUAAAUUCUCGCGGCAAAACCUGAAUAGCGUUUUUUAAUUCUUUUCGAGAUUCGUUCUUCGAUGGGAUUGUCGCGCAACGCGGCGUCGCAGCCGGAGAUCGAUGACGCCGGUGGUGACAUUGGAUUCCACGCGAUCCGCGGCGGAUUCCCCUUCAAGAGAAACCCUAGCCACUACCGGCACCGGGGGUCGUUCGAUCGGCAAUUGCCGCGGACGAGCAACAGCAGCAGCAGCAACAGCAGCAGCCGAUCUCACCUGCACAGCCGCCUCACGCGCAAGGGCUUGUUGCUGUGGCUCUUCCCCUUCUCCAAGUCCAAGUCCGGAUUGUAUGCCCUCAUUAUUGCCGUCGUGUUCCUCUUCGCGUUCGCCUCCGUGGUUAUGCAGAACUCCAUCACCUCCGUCUUCCGCCAGCGCGCCGAGCGAGGCCGUUACCGCCUGGAAGGGCUUCGCUUCGGGACCACGCUCCGCUUCGUGCCAGGGAGGGUUUCACAGGGGUUCCUCUCCGGCAACGGACUCGAUCGGAUUCGCUCCCAGCCCAGGCUUGGCGUUCGCCCGCCCAGGAUAGCUCUCAUUUUAGGGCACAUGACAAUCGAUCCCCAGUCACUGAUGUUGGUUACUGUGAUUCGGAAUCUACAGAAGUUGGGUUAUGUUUUCAAGAUAUUUGCAGUAGGGCAUGGGAAGGCCCACUCAAUAUGGGAAAGCAUAGGUGGUGGAAUCUCUCGUUUGAAUAUAGAGAAGCAAGGCCUGAUUGAUUGGUCAAUUUUUGAAGGUAUCAUUGUUGGGUCCCUAGAAGCAAAAGAAGCCGUUUCAAGCCUUAUGCAGGAGCCUUUUUGUUCAAUACCAUUGAUAUGGAUUAUUCAAGAAGAUAGACUUUCAAGUCGCCUUCCAGUUUAUGAGCAAAUGGGUUGGGAGCAUCUUGUUUCUCAUUGGAGAAACGCUUUUAGCAGAGCCAGUGUUGUUGUGUUUCCAGAUUUUACUUAUCCGAUGUUAUAUAGUGGGCUUGAUACUGGAAACUUCUUUGUGAUUCCUGGGUCACCAGUAGAUGUGUGGGCUGCAGAAAGGUAUCGUGAGACCCAUGGAAAGGAUCAGCUAAGGGAACUUAGUGGAUUUGAUAAAUAUGAUAUGGUGGUUCUAGUUGUUGGGAGCUCAGUCUUCUAUGAUGACCUAUCUUGGGACUAUGCUGUUGCAAUGCAUUCCAUAGGGCCUCUGCUGACAAAAUAUGCAAGGAGGAAUGAUGCAACUGAGUCAUUUAAAUUUGUUUUCUUAUGCGGCAAUUCUACUGAUGGUUCAGACGACGCUUUACAGGAAGUUGCUUCACGUUUGGGACUUCUUCAAGGUUCCGUACGGCAUUAUGGCUUGAAUGGUGAUGUGAAUAGUGUGUUACUAAUGGCUGAUAUCAUCCUAUAUGGUUCUGCUCAGGAGGUGCAAGGUUUUCCUCCAUUAUUAAUCAGAGCAAUGACUUUUGAAAUUCCUGUUAUUGCACCUGAUUUUCCAGUGUUAAAAAAAUAUAUUGUGGAUGGAGUACAUGGGAUAUUUUUUCCCAAACAAAAUCCUGAAGCUUUGAUGACUGCUUUUUCACUUUUGAUUUCAAAUGGAAGACUUUCUAAAUUUGCUAAAGCAAUUGCAUCAUCUGGAAGGCGACUUGCAAAAAAUGUAUUAUCUUUGGAUUGCAUAACUGGCUAUGCAAGGCUUCUGGAGAAUGUACUCAGUUUUCCCUCAGAUGCUUUACUGCCUGGUCCUGUUUCUGAGAUUCAACAGGGGUCAUGGGAAUGGAAUUUAUUACAGAAUGAAAUAAACCUAGGCAUUAACUGGUUAAAAAUGGAUGGUGGUUUUCUCAACGGAAAAGUUUCUGUUGUUUAUGAUCUUGAGCAUGAGUUGGGAGGUCCUAAUUAUUCAACUAGUGUCUUUGAGAAUGGAACAGAGUUUUCAGAGCAAAAUGAAUUAACCCAAUUGGAUUGGGAUGUUUUGAGAGAGAUUGAAAUAUCCGAAGAGAAUGAAAUGUUUGAAACUGAAGAGGUUGAAGAGAGAAUGGAGAAAGAUGUUGGUGUAUGGGAUAAUAUAUAUCGUAGCGCUAGAAAAUCUGAGAAACUGAAGUUUGAAGUCAAUGAGAGGGAUGUAGGGGAGCUUGAGAGAACUGGACAACCUGUGUGCAUUUAUGAGAUAUACAAUGGUGCAGGAGUGUGGCCACUUUUGCACCAUGGCUCUCUCUAUCGUGGGUUAAGCCUUUCUAGAAGAGGACAGAGACAAAGUUCUGAUGAUGUGGAUGCAGUUGGUCGUUUGCCUCUUUUGAAUGACACAUAUUAUCAGGAGAUUCUCUGCGAAAUGGGAGGAAUGUUUGCUAUUGCAAAUAGGGUGGAUAACAUUCACAGGAGGCCUUGGAUUGGGUUUCAAUCAUGGCGUGCUGCUGGUAGGAAGGUAGCAUUGUCAAUGAAAGCUGAAAAGGUUCUGGAACAGAGAAUGCAAGAGAAUUCCAGAGGAGAUGUAAUAUAUUUUUGGGGACAUUUAGACAUGGAUCGGAUUAUCAUAGGAAACAACAAUGCAAUUUCUUUUUGGUACAUGUGUGACAUCUUAAAUGGAGGCAAUUGCAGAACUGUUUUUCAAGAUGGCUUCCGCCAGAUGUAUGCAUUGCCCCCUGAUGUUGAAGCACUGCCCCCAAUGCCUGAAGAUGGUGGUUAUUGGUCAGCACUGCACAGCUGGGUGAUGCCAACCCCUUCUUUCUUAGAGUUCGUAAUGUUCUCUCGGAUGUUUGUUGAUUCCAUUGAUGCCCUGCGCAGAGACUCCAGUAAACAUGGCUUGUGCUUGUUAGGGUCUUCGGAGAUUGAGACGAAGCACUGCUACUGUCGAGUGUUGGAACUUCUAAUCAAUGUAUGGGCUUAUCAUAGUGCACGAAGGAUGGUAUACAUAAAUCCUAACACUGGUUCUACGGAAGAGCAGCACCCAAUUGAACAACGGAAGGGAUUUAUGUGGGUAAAAUACUUCAAUUUUUCACUGUUGAAGAGUAUGGACGAAGAUCUAGCCGAGGCUGCAGAUGAUGGUGAUCACCCAAGGGACAUGUGGUUGUGGCCAAUGACAGGUGAGGUACACUGGCACGGGGUUUUUGAAAGGGAGAGGGAAGAAAGGUACAGGCUAAAAAUGGAUAAAAAAAGAAAAACAAAAGAGAAAUUAUUUGAAAGAAUGAAGUAUGGUUACAAGCAGAAAUCACUUGGAAGAUAAGGAAUCUUCAAACUUGAAAUUUACGCCUCCAAACAAUUUGUGAAUCCGUUUUUGCUUCAGUCAGGAAAAUUGUCUUGCUAAUCGGAGAGGCUUUGGUUCUAACAUUGGCACAGAUCAUAUCAUAGGGACAAUAUUGUUUCUUUCUACAUUAACUGAAUACGUAUACUCAACCCUCUGUCUCAUAAAAGGGCGAGACAGAGAGCAAAGGAGUGUUCCAUCUUCUGCUGUUCAUUAAUUUCCUGGCCUUUUUUCAUGGUCAAUUAUAGCAACAUAGAAGAUACAGGUAGUUCCCCUUCGACGUGUACUCAUAGUCUAUACAAAUGCAUUCAUCAAUUACACUUCAUUUAGCUUAAUUUUGUAUUCUUUCAUUAUUGUAUAUUUGGUAAAACAUUAGUGGCAAUUUUGAGUAGAAUAAUGGCUGGGAUUUACGUGAAUAGUUUGUAUUGUUAUUGAUUCUGUUGUUACUAUUAUUAUUUAUUAUUGAGAAACAAAA